This is a messenger RNA of Sorex fumeus (smoky shrew), 2068 nucleotides long. RefSeq names its product zinc finger protein 180 (gene ZNF180). NCBI's taxonomy places the organism in Eukaryota, Metazoa, Chordata, Mammalia, Eulipotyphla, Soricidae. Gene Ontology annotation, molecular function: RNA polymerase II cis-regulatory region sequence-specific DNA binding; DNA-binding transcription activator activity, RNA polymerase II-specific. The record is from RefSeq and is a predicted model, not a curated record. Bases 119 to 2068 code for a protein of 649 amino acids. Gene Ontology annotation, biological process: regulation of transcription by RNA polymerase II. The transcript has 5 exons. Gene Ontology annotation, cellular component: nucleus.
UUGUCCAGCGCGCGCAGACACUUGCCGUCGCCGUGCCCCUGGCUCCUUCCGAGGCUCCCCCGGGAGGCCUGGUGGAUGCCGACCCCGGCAGAGGGCCGAGACCCACAGGAGUUCCCUGAUGGAGGAGCACAUGGAGGAGCCAGACGAGAAGCCCCCAGUGCCCCUGCCAGCCUCUGCUCAGGAUACUCAGCUGCCUCCAGAGACCAUCAUCAAAGUUGAGAUAGAAGAUGAGGGGCCACUGGCCGGCCCACCCCAGGAAGGGACAGACUUCAAAGUCGUGACUGUGGACUUCACUGGGGAAGAGGAGGCCAGUGUGAAUCCCGCCCAGAGGCCCCUGGACAGGGAUGUGGUUCCGGAGAACCACAGGGACCUGAUCUCUUGGGUCUUGGCAGCAGAAUUUGGAAGAGGAGAAGCACCAUCAAAGGGGAACCUUUUUUAUGACUCACCCCCCUCUAGAGUGAAACUGGAAAGGGUGAUGAAAGAUGACCCAGAAUUAUCUCCGCACAAAGUUCAGGAUGGUACAGACCCUCAGCAGCAGCAGGGAAAACAAGAGGGACUUGGGAAGGGGGAAUCCCUAGUUCAACAGAAAGCCUGUGUUCAUGAAAGAGUUUGCCAAAGUGCAGAGUUAAAGGAUAAUUUCAGUCUCAUCUCACCUCAGAGGGUACCCAUAAGAAGCCAUUUUCAUAAACGUGCUUCACAAGUGGAAAAGUUGCAUCUUAAUUCUCUUGUGAUGAGUCUUCAGGGGACUGAUGACAGCGAGGAACUCUAUAAAAGCCAUGGAUGUGGAAACCCCACUCUGGGCAUUCAACUGAUUCAGUUUCCGAGAGCUCACAAAGACGCUAGGGCCUACGGAUGUGGGAACACUAUUCAGUCUUUUGCCCACGGUGCACCCCGAUCUAUGCAUGAGGAAAUCCAUGCAGGGGAACAGUCCUCUGAUUUGAAAGAGCGUGAGCAAGCCCCCACGGAAGAGCCCCAGUAUAAAUGUCGCACCGCCCCGCAGGAGGCCACACCCUUUUCUCAGAACACCAAAACCCAUCCCGGGGAGAAGCCGCUGGCCUGCGACCAAUGUGGGAAGAGCUUCAGCUGGAGCUCCCACCUCCUGGCGCACCGGAGAACGCACACGGGGGAGAAGCCCUACGAAUGUGUGGAAUGUGGCAAGGCCUUCAGCCGUAGUUCUCACCUGGUGUCACACCAGAGGACUCACACCGGGGAGAAGCCCUACAGAUGUGACCAGUGCGGGAAGGCCUUCAGCCAGAGCUACGUGCUGGUGGUUCACCAGCGGACCCACACGGGCGAGAAGCCCUACGCAUGCCGGCAGUGCGGCCGGGCCUUCCGGCAGAGCUACAAGCUCCUGGCCCACGAGCGGACGCACACAGGCGAGAAGCCCUAUGAGUGCGCCCAAUGCGGCAAGUCCUUCAUCCAGAGCUACAAGCUGGUGGCCCACCAGCGGGUCCACACCGGGGAGAAACCCUUUGAGUGUGCCCAGUGCGGCAAGUCCUUCAGCCAGAGCUACAAGCUGGCAGCCCACCAGCGCACACACAGCGGGGAGAAGCCCUUUGAGUGCCAGCAGUGCGGGAAGGCGUUCAGCUGGAGCUCCCAGCUGGUGGCCCACCAGAGGACCCACACAGGCGAGAAACCCUAUGAGUGUGCCGCAUGUGGCAAGGCGUUCAACCGCAGCUCACACCUGGCCAUGCACCAGCGCACGCACACGGGUGAGAAGCCCUAUGCGUGCCCGCAGUGUGGGAAGGCCUUCAGCCAGAGCUACGUGCUGGUGGUCCACCAGCGCACGCACACAGGCGAGAAGCCCUACGUGUGUGGCCGCUGCGGGAAGGCCUUCCGCCAGAGCUCCUGCCUCACCCAGCACCAGCGGACCCAUACUGGGGAGAAGCCCUACGCAUGCGAACAGUGUGGGAAGACCUUCAGCUUGAGCGCCCGGCUCAUUGUGCACCAGAGGACUCACACCGGGGAGAAGCCCUUCUCAUGCCGGCAGUGCGGGAAAGCGUUCAUCAAUAGCACCAAGCUGCUCCGGCACCAGGCCACCCAUACCCAGGACACACCUUAUCUGUAA